Molecule: messenger RNA, 3321 nt
Organism: Metschnikowia bicuspidata var. bicuspidata NRRL YB-4993
Lineage: Eukaryota; Fungi; Ascomycota; Pichiomycetes; Serinales; Metschnikowiaceae
Exons: 1
Coding region: 1-3321 (1106 amino acids)
Biological process (GO): protein import into nucleus
Cellular component (GO): nucleus; cytoplasm
Molecular function (GO): nuclear import signal receptor activity; small GTPase binding
Source: RefSeq, a predicted model, not a curated record
AUGGACGCCCAGUACCUUGCUGCUUUGGAGGACACCCUCCAGCAGACGUUUUCCCCCACCACCGUCAAGCAGGCCACGGCUAGGCUCUCCAAAGAGCUCUACUCCAACGCCUUGGCCUUGCCCUCGCUCUUGCACAUCUUGCAAACGUCCACGCAGGACCAAGUCAAGCAGUUGGCCGCGGUCGAGGCCCGCAAGCUCGUCGGCGCCAAGUGGGAGACCGUGGCUGCGGAGUUGAAGCCGCAGAUCCGCGCCGCCUUGUUGCAAAACACGUUCAGCCAGCCGCUGAAGUUGAUCAGACACUCGUCGGCGCGCGUGGUGGCGGCCAUCGGCGACCAGGACUUGGUUGAGGACUCGUGGCCCGAGUUGUUGCCCACGUUGGUGGCGGCCGUGCAGGACGGCGACGCCCAGAACAAGGAAAUGGCCGUGUACACGCUCUACACGUUGUUGGAAACGCUGUGCCCCGCGCUCAGCGCGCACCAGGACGACUUUGUGGCGCUUUUCGCCGGCCUCGUGGCCAGCGGCGCGUCGCAGGAGAUCCGCGUCAACGCGGUGGCGUGCUUGGACUGCCUCGCGCAGUUCCUCGAGCAGGACGACGCCAUCAACCCGGCCACCGCGGCGCAGUUCAAGGCCGCCAUCCCGGGCAUGCUUGCCGUGUUGCAGGACGUGAUCCAGGCCAACGACUCCGACAAGACCAAGGCCGUGUUCGACGUGAUGAACUCGUUGUUGUUCUUGGACAACCAGUUGGUGGGCGAGCAGAUCGUGCAGCUCAUCUCCACCAUCGCCGAGCUCGCGGCCAACACGCGCUUGGACGAGGAGUUCCGCUGCAUGGGCUUGCAGUUCUUGAUCUCUGUGGUGUCCUUGCGCAAGACCAAGGUGUCCAGCAACAACUUGGGUCCGCAGCUCACGGCCAUCGCCACGCGAAUUGCGUCCGAGGAGAUCGACGUGGACGACGAGUUGAACAACGAGGACGAGGAGAACGAGAACGAGGAGAACACGCCGGCCGCCUUGGCCUUGCGCUUGAUGGGCGUGUUGGCCGGCGAGUUGCCGCCGCUGCAGGUCAUUGCGCCGUUCUUCGACAGCUUGCCUGCCAUGGUGGCAUCGCCCGAUAUGUUUGCCAGAAGAGCCGGGCUUUUGAUUGUCGGCGUGGCCUCGGCCGGUGCGCCAGACUACCUCGCCACCCAGGUGGCCAAGAUCGUGCCUGUGUUGAUCAACGGCUUGCAAGACCGCGAGACCGUGGUGCAGGUGGCGGCCGUGCGGGCCGUGGCUCAGCUCUCAUCCGAAUUGCAGGACAACAUUGCGGACUAUCACCAGCAGCUCUUGCCGCUCAUCAUGGGCAUCAUCGACUCCGCGGCGCACGUCAUGGCCUACAAGUACGCGUGUUACGCGUUGGACGGCAUCAUUGAGUUCAUGGGCCACGACGCGAUUGCCCAGUACAUGGCGCCCUUGAUGCAGAAGUUGUUCAGCAUGUUGGAGGCCGCCAACUCAUCCACCUUGAAGGCAGCCAUCGUGUCCGCCAUCGGCUCCACCGCGUUUGCCGGCGGCAAGGGCUUCACGCCCUAUUUUGACCAGUCCAUCCACAUCUUGGAGCCUUUCAUCUCCAACGCUGCGCAAACCGAUGGCAUGUCCGAGGACGACAUCGAGUUGCGCGCUUGCACCUUCGAGAACAUCUCCACCAUGGCUCGUGCCGUGGGCUCCGAGCCCUUCGCUGCCUACGCCAAGCCUUUGGUUGAGGCUGCCUACUCGUCCAUUGGUGCCGAGCACCCCCGCAUCCGUGAGUCGGGCUUUGCUUUCAUCUCCAACAUGGCCAAGGUCUACGGUGCAGAGUUUGCCGGCUUCUUGGACGAGAUCGUGCCCCAGAUCUUGAAGUGUUUGGAGCAGGAAGAGUUCUCCUUCGAAGGUGGUGAGGACGACGACGAGGAAGAGUUCGAGGACGACGAGGGAGACAUGGACAACAAGUUCAAGUUCAACUCGGGCAUCACCAUCGAGAAGGAAAUCGCCUCCGUGGCCUUGUCCGAAUUGGCCAUGGGCACCGGCGCCGCUUUUGCCAAAUGGGUCGAGCCUUCUUUCAAGACCUUGUCCGAGCAGGUCGAGGUCUCCUACGGCAUGAGGGAGGCCGCUAUGAACUCGCUCUGGAAGAUCGUGCGCGCUAUGUUCAAGGCUACUUACGGUGCCGACUUCAAGGCGCCAAAGGGUGUUCCACAGCAGUCCUACCUUGACGCCAAUCUCUUGCAAUUGAUUGAGCAAGCCAGAGCCAUCACCGUGGCCAACUUGGAGGAGGAGUUUGAGUUCAACUUGGUUGUCUGCGACUUGGACAACCUUACCGAGGCCCUCCUGACCUGCGGUAUUGCCGCUCUUGUCAGCAAUGCCUCAGACACCAGCCUCCUCGAGAAGCUUUGUGUGCAGUUGAUGAACAUCUUGAAGAAGGAGCACGGCUGCCAGUUGGACGACGAGGAGCCUGUUGACGAGGGCGAGGACACUUCUGAGUCCGAGGCCAUGUUGUUUGAGUCUGCUUUGGAGGUCUUGAUCAUCUUGUCGCUCGAGCUUGGCCCUGACUUCGUCAAGAUUUUCGCCUCUUUCAAGGACGUUAUCAUCGCCAAUGUCACAUCCAAGUCCAAGUCCAAGAGAGUCAGCUCCAUUGGUGGUUUGGCUGAGAUCUCCGCCGGAUUGAAAAACGCUAACCCUUACACCGAUGACUUCUUGCAAGUCUUCUCCGACAGAUUGGCCAACGACAAGUCUUUGGAAGUCAAGGGCAAUGCCGCAUACGGUGUUGGUAUUAUUAUCGAGGCCAGCUCCACCGACUUUUCCGCCAGCUACCAGCAGAUCUUGCAAACCAUGUUCCACUUGUUGAGCAAGUCCGACGAGCAAGCUAAGUUGGACGAUGGCGAGUCCAAGGACGUUGUCAACAGAAGUAACGCGAACGCUUGUGGCUGUGUUGCAAGAAUGGCAUUGAAGAACGCUGCCGCUGUCCCCGUUGAACACGUUUUGCCUGCCUUGUUAAACCAUUUGCCUUUGGAAUCUGGCCCUGAAGAGAACGUCCCAAUCUUGACCUGGAUCAUCAAGUUGUACGAGAGUGGAGACAGCUUCAUCGAGUCUCAAACCGAGAGAGUCAUUCAAAUCUUGGCUGAGAUUUUUAAGAAGGAGGCUGACAGACUUAAGUUGGUCGAGGAAAGUACCUUGGGCAGAGAGGAAAACAUCGAGAAAAUCAAGCAAUUCCACACCAAGGAGUUGGAAGAGAAGGUCGUCAACUUGGUGAAGUUUUUGAACCAGAAGUACGCUAACAUCAUCUCCAACCACGAGAUUUUGAAGUCCAUUGUUGCAUAA